GCAGGUUACAGAAGUAAACGUAUUUGUGUCUGGAUGAGUAGCAUAGCUAGAGGCAGCUGGCGAUAGGUUGGUCAUAAAAUGUGUAGCUACAGUACAAAGUGCGAAUGAUUAUUCUAGCACAUGUAGGCAAGCAGCUUCCUACUUAUCUGAUAACCAUGACUAGAAAUAAAUCCUGCAGGAAGGGUUAUAUGAACGCUAGCUAGCUAGCUAAACUAAACUAAGCUAGCUCUGAUAAUGACUGAGUCUCUAACACAGGUACCAGCGACAGAGCAGGUGUGUUAAGGUGUCCCUCAGUCAGAGUUUUAAAAAGCGUAGGACGUGAGCCGCUUUACGUUAUAAUACUAAGACCAUGGAUGUCUGACAAUAUCAGAAUAGUUUCGGGUAGAAAACUGAUGUUUCAGAUAAAGGGAAGGUGGAAAACCUGUAGGACCUGGACCCUGAGGACUGGGAUCUGAUUGCCUGUGUCCUACAUUGGGAUCUGAAUUCUUCUGUCCUACACUGUUGGCAGAUAUCUAAUGGUGUACCAUUAGUGACCAGUUCAUCAACAGCAGUUAGAAUCACAUAACUAAAAUGGUUAGCUAUUGAUCUAUAUUUCAAAUGCACAUCUAUUAGAUUCUGUACCCAAUGGGCAGCUACUUACGGGUGUAGACCAUGAGUCUGAGUGAGAAGAGGCCCAACAAGUGGUGGACUGAGUCAGACACAUUCGCCAUGCUCACCCUCAUCGAGCAGCUGGACCUGGUCCGCGAGCUGGACAAGAAGCGACAGCGCAAUGACUCGCACUUCCGCCGCUUGCGCCAGGCCCUGGCCAAACGCGACGUGCACUUCACCGUCAACCAGAUCCGCAACCGCUGGAAAAGCCUCAAGCACAAGUACCGGAAAAUCAAACUGGCGAGCUACCGCAGCCCUGCAGCGCGGCUCUCCGCCAUGGAGGCCUUCCGCUACUUUCGCAGGUUAGACCGCAUGCUGGCCUGCAGGUCCAGGGUGGGAGGCCCUGAAGAAGGAGGGCCGAGCGACGGCCGAGGCCCAGCAGGGGAGGCGGACGUGGAGGAUCACAUAAACAUUUUAGGUGAUGCUGGCCAGUGCUGUGCUCUAGCCCCUUGGCCUGCUGGAACAUCUUCACUUGAGUCUGAAACUGAGAGCAUUGCAGCUAAGCUAGAAGCCAGUGCUGAUGAGGGAAUGAACCCAGAGGACAUGGCCAACACUGAACCGUCUGGCUGGGCUGCCGGUGCCGAUGAGGUCAUGACACUGGGAUUGUCUGGAGAGUACCUCUACACUGUCAAGACUGAGCCCCAGGCAGAUCUUAGCCCAAGUCAUGUUUUACAUGGAAAUACAGAGGGCACUGGAAACAACAAAAACAAUUUUGCAGGCACGUCUGAGGACACCUGUGGCCUGAUUUUACAACAGCUCACCAUUCUGAACCAGCAGCUGGAGGAGCAGCUGGCUGAGCAGAAGGCCUUCCACUGUGGAAUGCUGGGCAUGAUGGACCGGCAGAUCGAGGUCCUGGAGCAACUCUCCAGCCUCACCUGCAAGCAGCAGCACCAGCCCACUCCGGAACCCAGCGAGAGUGACACUUCAGCCAGCCAGAAGGUCCAGGAAGCCCUGCUGCGCAUCCUCCAGGGUGUGGAGAGCCACCAGACACUCCAGCCUCGCCUUUCCAGACCCCCACCAGCGGAGCCCACCGCUCCCCCCUGGAGGGUUUCUCUCGUGGAGGUCCACAAAAGGUCACCUUCUGCUGAGGGGGAGGUGAGCAGUGAGGCUGAGGCCACCAGCAGACCAGGCUCCUCCAGCCUGCCACCUUCAGACCUGCUGUCCUCCUCUCCCAGGAAUGGUGCUUUGCAGAAUGGGCUCUGUUAGCACAUGUGAGUACGGGGGCACAUCCUGGGCAUUGAGAGGCCAAAAGGAAGAUGUUAUCUUCAGACUUUUUUUUUUUGUCCUUUUACAUUCACUAUAUUAUUUAGUUAUUAAAUAUGGCUGUGUGAAGAAUUAAGAAUUAGGUUCUUCAUAUACCUAGUUAUAUGACGAACUUCAUUAAAACUUUACUGUUAGCACUUCUUGUGGCCUACCUGCUAACAUGAGUAAAGAUAACUUCCAAAAUUCAUAAUUAAUUUAUACAUGUUGCUUAUUUUCAUUUUGAAUGACUUAGAAUUAGAAGAUCAUCAUGGAAUGAUAAUAGCCUCUUCAUUAUCUGUCAAUCACAGUAAGUCUCAGAAUAUUUGGUCUAUGAAGAAAACAAAAGUCAAUAAAUAUUAUGGAUUCUAUUUAUGGGUGCACAAAGACUGUUAUGUCUUAAGGGUAGCAUUACAAAAUGCAGAGCCCUUUCUGGCGAAUGCAUGUCGUGAGUGCUUCAUGAGAGUGGCGCUCAGGGAAACAGGAAGUCCAUGGAAAUUGGGGAGGGCAGAGGAGUGUUGCUAAGUUCAGGAAGUCGUGGGACUUUCCCAGUAGUUGUCUGAGAGCCACAUUUGUCUAGCACAACAUCUAAAACCCAUUGUGGUCUGAUAUUUUAACGAUGGCACAAAACAGACAUGCAAAUGUAUUUGUUAUUUUCAGUGCUAUAGCAGAGCCUGGUGCUGGCCCUCUCCCCUCACGCCCACAGUGCCCCUCACGCCCACAGCGCCCCUCAUGUCCUGUUGCAUGUUUUGCACGUGUUAAGUGUUUGUAAACAAGCCCCUUCCUGGUGUUUUCUUUGAGGGAGGGCAAGUUAAAAAAUGGACAGAAUGGUUAUACACUACUUAUGUAUUCAGCAAACAUCUCUCUGUAAAAAUGACAAAUCUAGUAAAAUUAAGGGGAGUAAAUGAUCACAUCAGUGUGAUAUGCUGAGAAACUGAACUCAGAUAUGCUGCUUUUUUCCUCUUUUUAUGGUUUGUAUACAAUAACAUCAACAGUACUUGAACAUGUAGAUAGUUAUUGUUAAAACUAGAACUGUUGUCAAUUACUUUGAGCACCUAAGAUCUUAGUAAAGAUUAUCUUAAGACUACAUUACUUAAUUUUUACACUAACACUUAAAUGUUUUAUUUAAAGUAUUUAUUUAUUAAAAUAAUUGUACCAAUGGCAAGAUUUGCUUUAGUACAGUCUGACAAACAUUUCUUACACCUUGCAGAAAGAAUACUUGGGUGACCCACUACUAAGAUGUUCACAAGGCAGCAGUUCCGUUACCUUCUACACUAUUUUCAAGUGACUUAUUCCCCUA
Molecule: messenger RNA, 3187 nt
Organism: Electrophorus electricus (electric eel)
Lineage: Eukaryota; Metazoa; Chordata; Actinopteri; Gymnotiformes; Gymnotidae
Source: RefSeq, a predicted model, not a curated record